Molecule: messenger RNA, 1809 nt
Organism: Aspergillus pseudoviridinutans
Lineage: Eukaryota; Fungi; Ascomycota; Eurotiomycetes; Eurotiales; Aspergillaceae
Product: acyl--CoA ligase
Exons: 5
Coding region: 1-1809 (602 amino acids)
Molecular function (GO): CoA-ligase activity
Source: RefSeq, a predicted model, not a curated record
AUGGUCUUUCUCCCAUCAGCCACGGCGGGCGAGCUGGCCCCAAUUCCCGAUAACAUUCCUAUCAGCGAAUUUAUGCUGAAUGAAAAAUAUGGCCGUCAUCCUCUUGGCCAGUCGAGAGAUCCGUACUCCUGCGGACUCACGGGGAAAUCCUACUCUGUCCCUCAGGUUGCUGAGCGCGUCGACCUUCUGUCUCGGGCGCUCGCCAAAGAGUUGAACUGGGCACCUAACAGCGGUACCGAAUGGGACAAGACUCUGGCAAUUUUCAGCUUGAACACUAUUGACACGCUGCCCUUAUCCUGGGCUGUCCACCAGCUUGGCGGCGUCGUGUCACCGGCCAAUGCGGCAUAUUCGGCGGACGAGUUGAAGCAUCAGCUGCUUGACUCCAAGGCAAAGGCGUUGUUUACCUGCGCUCCUCUGCUUCCUACAUCUCUGGAAGCCGCCGCAAUGAUCGGCUUCCCGAAGGAUCGGAUUUAUUUGCUGGAAGUACCGCCCCAGGUCGGCGGAGGUAAGGAAGCUGAAUCGGGCUUCAAGACCGUGUCUCAACUGAUAGAGACCGGGAAAUCGCUCCCCAAAGUGGAAAGGUUGAACUGGAGCGCAGGUGAAGGUGCUCGUAGAACCGCUUUCCUGUGUUACUCCAGUGGAACGUCGGGUCUGCCUAAAGGAGUUAUGAUCUCUCACCGCAAUGUCAUCGCGAAUACCUUGCAAAUUACAGCCUCCGAGAAAACAUGGCGGGACUCCCUGAGUCUUACUGGCGGAUCAAGAUACACCGAUAUUGCGCUGGGUCUUCUGCCCUUCAGUCACAUUUAUGCGCUGGUGGUUAUAUGCCAUGCCGGGCCUUUCAGAGGCGAUCAAGUCAUUGUCCUGCCGAAAUUCGAGCUCAAAUCGUAUCUCUCUGCAAUCCAGAAGUUCAAGAUCACGGCCCUCUUUCUGGUAAGUGGCACCAACUCGCAGAGCACGAUAGAGAAAAUGCUGACCGAGUAUACCUUCUCUAAGGUCCCUCCAAUCAUUAUUACCAUGCUGCGAAACCAGGAUGUGUGCUCCAAGUUCGACUUGAGCUCGGUCACGACGCUGUUCACAGGUGCAGCACCCUUAGGAAUGGAGACGGCGGCCGAUUUCAAGAAGAUAUAUCCGAAAGUCACAGUUCGUCAGGGCUACGGUCUUACUGAGACGUCGACUGUCGUUUGCUCGACCCAUCCCACAGACGUAUUCCUCGGCUCAUCCGGUAUCUUGCUUCCUGGGGUCGAGGCACGCAUCAUGACCCCUGAGGGCAAGGAGGUCACCAGCUACGACACACCUGGUGAACUCGUCGUGCGCAGCCCAAGCGUGGUUUUGGGUUACUUGAACAAUGAGAAAGCUACCAAGGAAACAUUCGAGGACGGAUGGAUGCGCACCGGUGACGAAGCUGUCGUUCGAGUGAGCCCGAAGGGUACGGAACAUAUCUUCAUCGUCGACCGAAUCAAGGAAUUGAUCAAKGUCAAGGGCCUACAAGUCGCUCCAGCGGAGCUAGAAGCUCAUCUCCUCACCCACCCAGCAGUCGCAGACUGCGCCGUGAUCGCUAUUCCUGACGAGGCCGCUGGUGAAGUGCCCAAAGCCAUCGUGGUCAAGUCAGCCUCCGCUGGCAAUGACGAUGAAGCUAUUAUCAAAUCUAUCAAGAAGCAUGUGGAGGACCACAAAGCCAGACACAAAUGGCUCAAGGGAGGAGUCCGCUUCAUCGAUGCAAUUCCCAAGAGCCCAAGCGGCAAGAUUUUGCGCCGAUUGCUCCGUGACCAGGAGAAGGAGCUGCGGAGAAAGGCUGCAGCCAAGUUAUAA